AGUUGUUGAUAAUUUUUACUCGUGACUAGACGGAAAAAUAAUUACAAUUUAUAGUGAUGGCCGUCUUAAAUAUUGUCGUUUGCACAACAUUGAUUGUGGUUACUUCACUAGGUACCGUACAAAGCAAUAGCAUACCGACUGAAAUCGCUGAAAAUCAAUGGGUAGUUGAUGCCCAAAAUUCUAUAAAAGAUUCUUUGUCAAAAAUAGAAUCGUAUGGGGUAGAAAAUGAAAAAAUCAAGACGAUAACCAACGAAGCAUUCGAUACAUUUACAAAGUUCGUGGAAAAUGACCUGUCUAAAAUUAUUAAAAAGGCGGAUGAUAUAAAAUCAGAAAGGAUAUGGGUAUUAAAAACUCAAUUGAAGAACUGGUCAAGCGCUUUGGAAAGACUAAAUGAAGUGUCUGACGUGACUGAGAAAACGCCCGAUAAAGCAAUAGGAAAAUUUUACAUGACCAUCGACUAUAUAGCAAAAGAAGUUGUUGGAUUUGAUCAAAAUUACAAUUACGAUUCAAAUGAAUCGAAUGAAAUUGUUGAGGAACUCAAAUUGUUACUUAAAAAGUCUGUCACCAAGUUGGUAGAAUAUGCAAAUUCCGUUGAGGAUCAAGUUUCCGGGAUUUCCAAAAUUGAAUGAAGCAUAUCAAUAAAAUACGUAUCUGUUAGUUAUUCUAGUUCAUGUGUAAAUUAGUGUUCACUCAUAACACAAUAAAAAUUAUAAAAAAUUUUUUUUUUUUUUUUAACACAAUAUUAUACUUAUCAUAAUGUUUAUUUUUCCACAAAAUUGCAAUUUUCUAAAGUAUAUUUUUAUUAUAAUUAUAGUUACAAAAAAAUAUUUAAUUGCCGCCUAAGGCGAUCACUUACUUUGCUUACAUCUUGAUGUGGCCCUGUAAAGGUUAACAAAUUAUAUUUCACUAUAUUAUACAAUAUUGAAAUUUCUAA
This is a messenger RNA of Acyrthosiphon pisum (pea aphid), 934 nucleotides long. RefSeq lists its product as uncharacterized. Lineage: Eukaryota; Metazoa; Arthropoda; Insecta; Hemiptera; Aphididae. The record is from RefSeq and is marked predicted.